CGGCGGCGGCGGCGGCGGCAGCAGCGGCGGUGGCGACGGCGGCCGCCGCGCAAGGAAGUAACUGCCGCCACUGCUGCGGGCAGCGCCCCCGACACGAGCACCGUGCCGUGGCUCCCGCGGCGCGGUCUUCCCGAUCGCGGGCAGCCGCUGCCCGUCUCCCUCUCUCUCCCUUCCCCUCUCUCCGUGUUACACCCUCCUCUGAGCUUUGAGGCCGGAGGUUCCGGCCCUUCAGCGUAGUGACGGUCGGGGGAGGCCCAGGCCCGCCUCGAUUUCGGGGAGGGAGGAGGGGGCGGCCGCGCGCCUCCCCUCGGCUCCCCCGAGUUAGGUAGGAUGGAAGUAGCGGACGACCUUGGCCGAGCCGCUGGGUAGGGGUCCUAGCCUCCCCGGGGGGGAGCGAGUGACUGAGUGCCCUCGGGCCCGGCCGGGGAGACGGACGGAGGCGCCUGCGAGGUCAGGCUUGGUUGACCCUGGGGGCUGGCCCCAGGCCUUUGGGGACGGCGUCGGAUCCCAUCUGGCGACCUUGGCCUGGCGGGAACGAAGGAGCCGCUUGACUCUCUUGGGAAUGUGGACGGACUCUAACGGCAUUUGGCUCUAGAACCCGUGGUAAUGGAGGCCCCUGGAGGACCCCCCUUUAAGGAGGAUGGAGGAUGUUGAGGGGAAUCCCGUGCACCCCGUGGAAUCCAUCGUCUCCAUUAUUUUCUUGUGUCUAUCGGAGACUAAGGCUCUGGGCAGUCUGGCUUUGGCGCUCACUUGAGGGAUCCGUUCCCAAAGACACCCAGAUAGGCAGUCCACCGAUCCUAGAAACUAAUUGAGAGUGGCAAAGGAAGAGAGACCCGUAGAGUUGUGGGGCUUGCUGAAGAGCUGUAGGAGCAAUCACGUUUGAUCCGAGAGCCUGAGGAAAUCACGGUUUAGUCGUCCUGUCUGGAAGGAAACUUAUGGUGUUAUAGUUGAAGGAAUGUAGAGCGGACUGAUGCCAGAAUUGAAAGGUGAUGGUUUUUCGUGUGUGUUUUUUGGCUUACAUUGGAGGAAGACUUUAAUUUGUCAAUCUUGUAGGAAGAACUGGUGAAACUGUUUUUGCUUGAGUGGUCGUGUAAACUCGAUGUCUGUUGCAGUUGAGUUCACUUUUAAAUGAACUCUUGUAACCUGCCUCCCCACUUCUAGAUUUCAUUUAGAUUUUUUUGUUGUAACCAAAAUGUUGUAACUCAACAAAACUAGGCAAACUAAAAUUUUUCUACUUAAUUUUCAGAGUACAGUUGAAUGUGUCUUGUGUUACUGUCAUUUUGUCUUAAUUAAAAAAAUUUUUUUAUUAGGGUAGACAUACAUGGAAACUUAAUUUAAAGAUGUAACUUGGUAGUUUGACAAACUUUUGAAAGUUUGCCUUUGGAUAUGCUUGAUUAGUCUCCAAGACAGGAUUCACUAGGAUAGUGAAAAACUGCCCAUUCCCCACUACUCUCAGUACCAAAGUGUUUUCAUGAAACAUAUUGGAAUGUUUGGUGUAGCUAUGGUGCUUCCUUAGAAUACCAUCUUGCUACUCCUUAAAAAAAGAAUCUCUAGGAUAAUUCUUAAGUGGAAUCAUUAAGUCUUCACUGAACUACUUCUUUAAAUGGCUUAGUGUUUUCAAUAUCAGUGUCGUUAGAGAUAGAUAAACCUGACACUUUGCCCCUAGUAUCUUUCAAGAAUCUUUGGUCUUAAAUUUCUUUUAUAUAUUCUAGGGAAUAUAUAUUGCUACAAGAAAAGAAUUUUCUUUCUAAUAGGCAUACAUUUACCUUACUUUAGGAAUAAAGGUGUGGCCAUAGUUAAUACUGUUUUCAUCCUAUAAAAAAGUUAAUUUUUUUUGUACAUUGUGCAGAAUAGGGAAUUUUGUAGUUAUGUAUAGACCCAGUGCCAAAAGAAGUUUGCUUAGAGUGUUAAUAGCUACUUUCAGAGUGUUCUAGAUAUUGUUUCAAAAAAAGAAAAGAUUAGGAGUAUUCCUGGCAGUUUUUUCUUGGUGGCAAGUAAAGUUACAGUAAACUUCAUUAAUUUGAAAUUAAUCCUAAUUCAAGGCAAAGACUGAGUUAAACAUUUCUGUUAUGAAAAUGUUAAGGAGUGAGGGUGUAUUUAAUCUCCCAAAGUCAAACAGUUUUCAAGUUUCAAAUUUUUUUUUAAUAAAAGGUAAUUACAGAAGAAGCCUCUUUGUUUAUUAAAUAAGGCUUGGUAAGACAUUUAAUUGGACAUGCUUUUUAGUUCUGCUUGGCUUGGAAAAAGUAGUAAAAUCACUUUUAUAAAAAUAUUCCAUAAUUUGAACCUUUGACUAAUUCAAACUGCCCUUCCUUUAAACUCCCUUCAUUGAGAGUAAGUUUGGUGUAGCAUAAAUAAAAAGUACACUGGCCUUGGAAUAGAAGGCCUGGUUUCAAUUCUGGCCUUAGUAUUUAUUUUCCGAAUCAUGAGAAAGUCACUUCAACGUGCCUGAGUCUCACUUUUCUGUAAUAUUUCAUCUCUCAGUCUAUGAUGGGAAUAAAAUUGUAUAAUUUAUCUUACAGUACUGUUGUGAGGAGUGUGCUAUGUAAAGUUGAAGUGAUAUGUAAACGUGAUAUAUUCCAAAUUAAUGUGAUGUUACUGUAUUUCAAUUGUUUUUUUUCUGUAGUUUAUUUAGAACUUUUUGUAAAUAAGUGCAAUUUAGUUGUUUUGAAAUGAAUUAAGAUCGUAUUCUACAGAUAUUUGUUUUAUUUCACUGAUUUGUUGGGGAACUGUUAUGUGGUAGUUUUUUAGUUAAUCACAUUUUUCUGUGCAUCAGUAAUUGUCUGUAGUUCCAGUCUAUAUUAUGUUCCUGGUUAGUAAAAACUCAUUUGAUUUUAGUGAUGGUGUAGGAAUUGUUUCAAGACUUUAAUGAAGACUAGUUUUGUUGUUGUUUUUUUAAAGAGAUGGGUACGUGAAAGUUUGGUUCUGUCUGAAAGUUAGGCACAGUAUUUUUUCUGCAAGGGUCACAGGUUAUGACAUUUGGUUGAAUUGGACUUGUGGUUUACAUAUGACAGAAAGAUUCCAGGCAUUGUCUCUUAUGGUUUCUUUUCCUUGAUAUUUUGAAUGAUUGGACUGUUGUUUUAUUUUGGUUAGUUUCAAAGAGGAGGAAGAAAGAGGAUUUGAAUAUUAGUCAUAACGUGAGCUGGAUUUUUGUUCCUUUCAUGGAUGGAAGUUAAUGGAGGGUUUUCCUCCUAACAGUCUUGGAGCUAAUUCAUUAUGGAACAGUUGAUGAUCAAGUAAUUUCAAGCAUGUUUUCACCAUUUGCUGACCUCAGUUUCUCAUUUUAUAUUUUCUUUUCUACUUCUAAAAUGGAAUCAAUCAGAUUAUAUUAAAAAAAAAAAAUUAAGCAAAGGCACAGUAUGUGGCUUUUUGCUGAAGGAGACCUGAUUUGCCCUUGGAACAAAGAAGAAUAUUUCAUAAAAAUGUGCCCAUAAUUGUGGUUCCUUACAGUGCUUCACUAUUGUGUUAUAGCCACUGAAAUGGACAUUCUACAGUAAUCUGGCAUUGUUUAAGACAAAAUACAGAUGGAGCAGGCAUUAAUUAUGUUUCAUUUUCUUUCCACAGUUAAGUUGGUUUUACAGAAUUAUCAGGUCUUCGAGAAAAAAAAUAAAUAAUCCAACAGGUCAUUAUUGCUGUGGUUUGAGCUCAGCAUGGCUGUAGUCAUCCGUUUACAGGGGCUUCCUGUUAUUGCGGGGCCUGUGGAUAUUCGUCACUUCUUCUCGGGAUUGAAUAUUCCUGAUGGAGGAGUGCAUAUAAUUGGAGGAGAAAUUGGGGAGGCUUUUAUUAUUUUUGCAACAGAUGAAGAUGCACGACGUGCCAUGAGUCGGUCAGGAGGGUUUAUCAAGGACUCCCCUGUAGAGCUUUUUCUUAGCAGCAAGACAGAAAUGCAGAAUACCAUAGAAAUGAAACGAAAAAGAUUUGAUCGUGGAGGAAGAGAACUGAUAUCAGGCUCCAAAAGACCAGGAUCUAGUAGUUCUGGUGCAUCAGGGGUUGGCAGCCUAUCUAAUUUAGUUGAGGCUAUUAAGAAAGGAAUAAAUAAACCUGGCUAUGAUCCUUCUGAUGAUCCAGAGGCUGGUUUUCAUACCAAUGGUACAAGACAUGGUAUUACGGGGCCAAGAAAAGAAACACGUACAUUCAAAUCAGAUAACCGUUACUUAUUUUUACGUGGUUUGCCAUACUCAGCAACUGAAGAUGAAGUACGUGCUUUCUUUCCUGGAUUAUGUGUGGAUGGAGUUAUUUUAUUAAAACAUCCAACUGGCAGAAAUAAUGGUGAUUGCUUGGUAAAAUUUGCUACAUCUCAUGAUGCUUUAGGAGGUCUUCAACGCCAUAGACAUUACAUGGGUUCAAGAUUUGUUGAAGUUAGUCCAGCUUCAGAGCAACAGUGGAUUGACUGUGGCGGUAGUGUAGAUAUAAAGGAUGAAGUUCAUUUCAGAAGUGAAGAGCGUUCUCCACAAAGAGGAAUAAAUGAUGCACAUUCAAAAAAACGAUCGCGAUCAAAAUCCCCAAGAAGAGUGAAAAGACGCUCCCGUUCCCCUCACAAAUAUGGAUUUUAUGUUCAUUUAAAAAAUCUGUCACUAAGUGUUGAGAAGAGAGAUAUAAAAAAUUUCUUUAGAGAUACUGAUCUGGCCAGUGAUCAGAUUAAAUUUUUGUAUAAGGAUCAGAAAAGAACAGGAUCUGCCUUUGUGAUGUUCAAGACAUUGAGAGACUAUAAUUCUGCUCUCGCCUUACACAAAUUUAUAUUAUUUCAUCGUCAAGUUCUUAUUGAUCCUAUAUCUAAAAAAACAAUGCUGAAAUUCAUUGAAUGUUAUGAAAAAAAAAGAUCAGGGUCAGUGGGGAGAGAACGACCUGGGCAUAUUCCAGAAAAAAACUACCGGGAAGGACAUUCUGGCCCAAAGCUGUGCAUAUAUAUAAGAAAUUUUCCAUUUGAUGUCACUAAAGUUGAGGUACAAAAGUUCUUUGCCGGGUUUUCUAUUGAUGAGGAUGAUGUUUACUUGCUUUAUGAUGACAAAGGAGUUGGUCUGGGAGAGGCACUGGUGAAAUUUAAAUCAGAAGAACAGGCAAUGAAAGCUGAAAGUUUAAACAGACGAAGGUUCUUGGGAACAGAGGUAUUAUUAAGACUUAUAUCUGAGGAACAAAUGCAGGAGUUUGGUGUGAAUAUUUCAUCUAUCUCAGGUGAGAAAAUGCAAGAUCAUUCACAGACACGAGAUAGAGAUGAACAUUCCCAUUCAGUUGAUACACAAGGACCAUCUGUACAUUCAUUUGGCCCUCCUGGAAAAUUCCGCCAUCCCCCAGAGGAUUUUCGUCAACAACCUGACAAUUUCCGGCAUCCUUCUGAUGAUUUCCGGCACCCUCCAGACAGACACCCUCCAGAUGAUUUCCGGCACCCUCCAGACAGACAUCCUCCAGAUGAUUUCCGGCACCCUCCAGACAGACAUCCUCCAGAUGACUUCAGGCAACCGGAUAAUUUUAGACCACCACCUGAUGAUUUCAUGUGCCCACCUGAUGAUUUCAGAGGUCCUCGUCCUUUCAUGAAUUUUGGUCCCCCUGAAGGUGAACCUUUUGGCAGGUUUGAUUUUGGAAACAAUAACAUGGGAGGCUUUCCAGAGGGAAGAUUUAUGUCUGAUCCAAAUUUCAAUUGUGGCUCAGGUAGAGUAACUCCUAUUAAAAUAAUGAAUCUUCCAUUUAAAGCAAAUGUCAAUGAAAUCUUGGACUUUUUCCAUGGUUAUGGAGUAAUACCAGAAUCAGUUUCAAUACAGUAUAAUGACCAAGGAUUACCAUUAGGGGAGGCCAUUGUUGCAAUGGUAAACUAUGAUGAGGCUAUGGCUGCUAUUAAUGACCUGAAUGACAGACCAGUUGGCCCACGAAAAGUUAAACUAAUUUUGCUCUAGAGGCUACUUAGCAAUUUACAUUUCCCCCCAACUCCCCCACAGUAUUGGUGCAGCAAAAUGCAUUUGUAUAAAAAAAAAGUGUUUAUUUUUAAUUACCAAAAAACCUCCCCAAACCAUUAAUUUUGACAAUUCCUAUGAAGAGCAAAUUGUAAAUAGUGGAAUGUUUAGAUCUUUUUUCAUAAGGUGUUUUUUUUUUUUUUUUUGAGUGUGCGUGUGAGUGUGCGUGCGUGUGUGCGCAAAUUGCCAUCUAACUUUUUUAAAUUUUCAACUUCAUUAUGCUUUAUUCUUUGACGGUGGAUAAUAGCACUAAUCCUUUAAAUGAUUUAUGUAAAUUGCAUAGUUUAAUUUCAAAAAUUGAAAAGUAGAGUUGUAAUGUUAUUUGGGAAAAGGGAAAUUUUUAUUCCUCCUUUCCAUAGUCCAUAGUAUCUUUAUACAAAUGUUUAAGGAAAUGUUACAUGAUUUGUUCAGGUAUGACAUUUUCAUUGCUUACCUGAUUGUACAAAUAAAAUUUCCUAACCAUCACCUGGGACAAUACUGUAUUAGUCCCAUGUUAAAAAUUGCAAAAUGGACAGAAUGUAAACUUGAAAAUUUCUUCUGUGAAAAAUCUUAUUAGACUUGUUAAAUUGUUUCAUAUGUUCACAGGAAUUCUUAAAAGUUUCCAUGUUCAUUACUUUACAGAAUUAAAAAAAAAUAAAGAUACAGCUGAAUGGACCAACUAUUCAAUGUUUACUUGUGUUUGUAUUUAAAAAAAAAAAAAAAAGAAAAGAAAGGGAAAACUUUAUCAGCUUAGUGUUUGGGGGUACUUUUAAUAAAAAUGUUAAAACUUUUUACAAAUAUAUAGGAUCAGAUAUUCUUUAUGUAUAACACUCUUUGUUUCUCACAAUAUUGCAAAUACAUUGAUUUAGGAACCACAGGCAUGAGGCUUGUGUAUAAAAGUAAUAUAGCAAUUCUCUUGAUUUCUUUGUGAAAAAUAAAUGGACCCAUUGGUUUAGGUUACAAAAUUAGUAUUUGUCAUUUCUAGUUUCCAAACAAAUGGCUAUAGGUAUUAACUGUUAGAUACCUUAGAGGUUGUAUAAUAAUCUUUGAUAGGUACAAAAUUAAUAACCAGAGAGGUAAAAUAAUUUGCAUAUAAAUAAAAUCACAUAACUAGGGUAGGGGCAGGACUUAAUUCAAGGAUUCAUUACCGACCUUACAACAUAGUGCUUCUCAAAAGUUUCAAAUCACCAUAGGCAAAACAAUAACUUAUAAAAUAUCAGAUUUUAUCAGUAUUUUUGGACAUCUUAUUGCAUCUAUUUGAAAGUAUUUCAAGUUGAUGCCACUUUUGUGAAUGAAUUUCAUUUCAAAAGUUACUCGGGUACUUUUUGGGAAUUCUAGCAUGGCAAUUUACAGCAUGUAAUUCUAGUACACAUCUCAUUGUAAAGUUGCCUUUACAUUAAGCUCAGCAAUUCUAAAAUAUUAGGUUAUCCUUUGACUUUUGUAUCAGUAUUUGGGCUGAUUACUUAGCCAAAACAUUUAGGUUUUCAACCUGCAAAAAAACCCCUCCACUUUUUUUUUAGACUAUCUUUGGUGGGUGUCUACAAUGUACUUCCAUACCUUAUUU
Sarcophilus harrisii (Tasmanian devil) is the source of this 7485-nucleotide messenger RNA. RefSeq names its product RNA binding motif protein 12B (gene RBM12B). The record is from RefSeq and is a predicted model, not a curated record. Bases 3648 to 5885 code for a protein of 745 amino acids. Gene Ontology annotation, biological process: regulation of RNA splicing. Gene Ontology annotation, cellular component: ribonucleoprotein complex; nucleoplasm. Gene Ontology annotation, molecular function: RNA binding. The transcript is spliced from 2 exons. NCBI's taxonomy places the organism in Eukaryota, Metazoa, Chordata, Mammalia, Dasyuromorphia, Dasyuridae.